GGGUGGGGGUGGGGCCUGCGCCAGAAGGUUCCCUGCAAAAGCCGAGCCAGAAGAGUAAACCUCGGGAUUGGAGGCUUCGCCUGCAGCCUGGCCCUCCGCCCUCACCUGAGGAUUAGGCCCCGCCUGCCGGCCGCGUCGCCAGGUGUGUCAGGUGGCAGCUCGGGCCCACCCACCUGUCCGCCUUGUGCCCGCCCCAGCCGGAAGCUUCCUCCUUGGACUCUGCACAGUUCCUACAGGUGCUUUCCUGGCCUGGAUACUCCUCCCCAGGUACUCCUCUGAUAAUCUGCAGCCCUAGCUGUUCCUCUGACAGGACUCUGGCCUCCGGGGCUGCCUGGCAUCUGGGGGUUUCCUUGGAGCUCAGUCUUUUCUGGCAGAAGCCGAGGCUCACCGGUGUCUUCAGGCCCCUCCAUGCGUGAGACAAACCAAACCACUGUGGAGCCCUCAGAGCUCCCAACAGCAUCGUCCAUGUCCCCUGGAGUGGGCACUGGGGCCCGGGCAUGGCCCGUGCUGGUAGGGGUUGUGCUGGGGGCCGUGGUCCUCUCUCUCCUCAUCGCACUUGCUGCCAAAUGCCACGUCUGCCGCAAAUACCGUGCCAGCUACCAGCACCGCCCGCUGCCCAGAACAGGGAAGGGGAUCUGCCCGGAGGUGGCCGAAGAGGAUGAUGAUGGCUUCAUCGAGGACAAUUACAUUCAGCCCGGGGUUGGCGGGCUGGGGACCGAGGGUAGCAGGGACAACUUUUCCUUCUGAGUCCUGAUCUCCGGACACCCCACCCCAACCCCGUGCCCAUACCUGACAAUGUAAGGAUAAUGGAGACUACACGGGGACCGUGAGGCUCAGGGACAGAGGUAUCUAGGGCUUCAGGGCGAACCAGGGGUAGAGCAUCCCUUCUUACCGUGACACUGGCUA
Neogale vison (American mink) is the source of this 906-nucleotide messenger RNA. It is a transcript of the gene C2H1orf210, whose product is annotated as chromosome 2 C1orf210 homolog. The transcript has 4 exons. NCBI's taxonomy places the organism in Eukaryota, Metazoa, Chordata, Mammalia, Carnivora, Mustelidae. Bases 409 to 747 code for a protein of 112 amino acids. The record is from RefSeq and is a predicted model, not a curated record.